AUGAUAAAUAAAUAUGGGGCCGACCCAUUGCAAACAGUAAAGUUUUUUCGCUGCGAUCCCAAGAAUAAAAAAGCCCUAAUCUUCAUACAUGGUGGCGCCUGGAGAGAUCCCAAUAACACAUACGAUGAUUUUCAGGAUCUCAUAGAGCAGUUACCUGACGCCAAUGUCAACAUGAUUGGUAUCAACUACAGAUUGUCGCCAGAAGUGAAGCACCCUGCUCAUUUAAGCGACGUUAUAGAUGCACUUUUAUUCUUAAAAGAGAAAUUCAAUGUUGUUGAUGUCUCGUUGGUAGGCCAUUCAGUUGGGGCAACACUUAUACUUCAAUUGCUAACUUACAGACAUUGCAUUCCCACAGUGAGGCUUCUCGAUAUUCGAAUUGAGACUGUUUACUUUAUCGAUGGUAUUUAUGACAUUGCUGACCUCAUAGAGGAGUACGGUGCUGAUUAUAAGCUGUUCGUAGAUGCCGCCUUCUCCAGUAUACAAGACUACACCACAGCUACCGCUUUACGAGGACCCCUCAGUGAAGUGCCCUUCGAUUUUGAAGUAAAAAAUCUUUAUCUUCUACAUUCACUUGAGGAUGAGUUACUAUCAGAAAGACAACUGGAUCUCUUUGCACGAUUCUUGAAGAGUAAAGGGCUCCAUUUUUUUGACUUGAGAGGCAAGUGGGGUAAACAUGAACAGGUGUACAGAAGAAACGAGAUUGCCGAGAUUAUCAGGGAAUACAGCCUCAAUCAAUGA
This is a messenger RNA of Candidozyma auris, 738 nucleotides long. Its product is annotated as arylformamidase. The record is from RefSeq and is a predicted model, not a curated record. The coding region runs from base 1 to 738 and encodes 245 amino acids. The transcript has a single exon. NCBI's taxonomy places the organism in Eukaryota, Fungi, Ascomycota, Pichiomycetes, Serinales, Metschnikowiaceae. Gene Ontology annotation, molecular function: arylformamidase activity.